AUGACACUCAACACGCAGAACCGUAUCAUCGUUGUGCUUGGGUCUACAGGAUACCAAGGCAAAGGCGUAGUGAGUUCGCUUUUAAGUGACGAUUCGCGGGAAUUGUGGAAUGUCCGCGCAGUCACCAGGGAUGUCAAUUCCGUCUCAGCUCAACGUCUUUUGAAUGAUUUUCAAACCUCCGACCACCGUCUCAGCCUUACUUCCGGAGAUAUUUUCGAUAUAGAAAGUCUUCAGAACGCUUUCUCUGGGGCUUAUGGUGUGUUUGCGGUGACGAGCGAGACCAAUUCAAGAACGAUCGAAAACGAGGAUGACCUGAAGCUGGAGCUCGAAAGCGGGAAGAACAUUAUUUCUGCCGCGAGGAUUUGCCGCAUUCAGCACUUUGUUCUCAGUAGCUUGCCAGACAUGAGACGAGCGACUUCUGGUCGCUUUGACAAACUUUUCCACAUGGAUCAUAAGUUUGUCAUUGAGCAGUGGGCAAAGCAAAACCUGUCUGCGGUCACUUGCCUUCUUCCUGGUCUCUUCUUCACCAACCUGGAUCGUCCGCAGUACUGUCGAAGAGAAGCAAAUGGGGUGGUUCUUUUUUGUCCCCCGAUUCCGUCCACAAAAUUAGUUGAGUGGGUUGAUCCUGUACAUGAUAUGGGUAUUUUUGCUGCAGAGGUAUUUGCUUUAGGCAUUGCGAAAACAAAGAACAAAAAUUACGUUGUCUGCAGUCCGAAAUUGCGGAUGGGCGAAUUUGCAUCCACCUUUACGCGAGUCACUGGCCAGCCAGCGAUUUAUUCCCCAAUCUCGAUGGAUGAAUGGGCUGAUUUGGCGUCCAAAGCGGUAGGAAAUGGAUUCAAGGAGGAUAUUCGCCAAAUGAUGGAAUGGAUCUCGAUAGCGCCAGAGGACAAGAUUUGCUACGGGGCUCUUGAUCCAGCCGAAGACUCUUCCUGGGAGGAUCUUCACCUACGAGCUAGUUCUUUCGAAAAUUGGUUAAGACGUUCUGGAUGGAGAGGCCCACCGGAGGGAAAACCGUGA
Messenger RNA from Penicillium egyptiacum, 1017 nucleotides. The record is from the annotation of a GenBank genome assembly. NCBI's taxonomy places the organism in Eukaryota, Fungi, Ascomycota, Eurotiomycetes, Eurotiales, Aspergillaceae.